UACUCACUGUCAUUUUAGAUGGUGACGACAGGGGGCAGUAUUUCACACUGCUAACCAGCAUUGGAGUCAACGAAAAAGAACAAAUCCGUCAUUGAACUGUAUGGAGUGAAACUAGCGUCGGUCCCGAUGCUGGAAUAGGAUGAAUCCCGAGAGCAAGGAUGAGCCCGUUGUUCACCAAAGCCUCGUGUUUAAGAAUGCCGCUCCGUAUCAGUACUUGAAGGUCUGCCUCGUGCUGGAGGACAAAUCGACCAAACUGAGUGCGAUUGAGCUGAAGCAGUUCAUCAUUACUGGCUUGAAGAGUCUCCAUGGCGAGGUGGGCGCCGCGUUGCAUUUCGACGUCCUGAAGUACGACGAAGACACCCUCACUGCUUUCCUGCGCGUAGCGGCAAGUGGUUUGGUGAAACUGUGGAGCUCGUUGACACUGUUGGGUUCUUACAAUCAGCAGAGCUGCGCCUUUCGAGUGCUGCAGGUGUCUCCGUUUCUACUUUCGCUGACGGGAAACAGCCGCGAGCUGCAGCUGGACUGACGCCGCGGACCACUCGCGAGCACCAUGUGGAGUCGAGUCCGAACGUUGCUGUCGCCCUCCGCGUUGACCGCGGCGGCAG
Syngnathoides biaculeatus (alligator pipefish) is the source of this 605-nucleotide messenger RNA. RefSeq names its product ribonuclease P/MRP 14 subunit (gene rpp14). The transcript is spliced from 6 exons. Gene Ontology annotation, cellular component: ribonuclease P complex. The record is from RefSeq and is a predicted model, not a curated record. Bases 140 to 526 code for a protein of 128 amino acids. Gene Ontology annotation, biological process: tRNA 5'-leader removal. Lineage: Eukaryota; Metazoa; Chordata; Actinopteri; Syngnathiformes; Syngnathidae.